This is a messenger RNA of Chara braunii, 1655 nucleotides long. NCBI's taxonomy places the organism in Eukaryota, Viridiplantae, Streptophyta, Charophyceae, Charales, Characeae. The record is from the annotation of a GenBank genome assembly.
GGCAUUUGUGAGCAUCAGGGAGUCCGCCGUGAGACUGCUGGAUGGAAGGUUAAGCUGACGACAAAAUUGAUUGAUGUAGGCGGGUGGAAUGGAAAAUCCCGGGCAGCGCGAUCCGGACUGGGAGCGGCGGAUUGUGAGCGGCAGUGAUUUGGCUCUGGCCAAUCGAGUGGAGAGGGGAGCAGGAGGAGGACGGGGGGAGGAGUUGGCGCCCGCAGGGUUAGGAUUGUCGGACGUUGCGGUGUUCGGCGUCUAUUAUCUCCUUCGUCUCUUUGAUCUUGUCCGCCAUAGCCAGCUAUCGUCUUCAUUGCCUUCGGUCGUCGCCGUAAUAGCUGUGGCUAUCUGUGGCACAGUGGCUGUCUCUGUCGCCUUCGCAGCCAUAGCUGCCCUCGCCAUAGCCGUGGUCGCCAUCGCCAUCGCCGUCGUUGUUGUUGCCAUUGCCGCGUCCGCCAUAGCCAUGAGCUCCGCAGCUCAACAAAGACGUCAACAUUUAGCGACGAUGGCUGCGAGUUAUUCUCCCCUGUCUGCGUUUCUGAACAAGGAGGUGCCGGGUUGGGAUGAUGACGUCAUCAGCAAUGCGAGGUUCAAAGCAUUCGGAUCACGGACUGAUGAGGGUUGGAAAGAAAGGAUGGAAUUUUGGAUGGCUCUCAUCAUCCGGGGGGCGCGGCAUCUCGGUCUUGUGGUAAUCAACGCUGAAGAGGUCAAGAAAACGUGGUUUUUAAGGAAGGGGCUGACGCCCUUAGGGCUCGAUGAUGUUCUGGAAAGAGUCGAAGACGUGCUGCAAAACCUUCAAUUGAUCGAUGGAUCGACUGUGCCAUCAGAUUGCAUCGUAACAAUGGAGAAAUUCGUUAAGGCUUGUGGAAGCUAUGAGGAGGCCAACCUUGUCCUUUCUUAUCUGAUUCUUGACAGGAAAGCGCAGCGGUUUACUGCACAGGGCAGGGAUUCCAUCGAGGGCCUAAAGUUCACAGUAAGGGCAGCGAAAAAUGGCGCUGUCUCGGAGAAUGAUAGGCGUAUACUUGUACUCCAUCACACAGCCUCUCUUCUGCAGCAUCGAUAUGAUAAUCUUGGUCAGAGAGCAGAAGAGUCAAGGCUAGCUGCAUCUGCUGCAGCGAAAGUGAAAGACAAAGUUGCUGCUCUCAGGCAUUUGAGACGGUAUAAGUCCCUUGCUUCCAACCGGGAGAGUUGUUUACGGUUUCUGGAGAAGAUUGAGCAUGUCUUAGGCGUAAUAUCAGAAGCAGAGACGUCAAAGCAGGACGUGUAUUCUGUGAGAGUAAAGCCUCGCACGUAUUCUGCAGGCAUGCCUGCAAUGCCAGACGAGGAACUGGACGCCUUGGAAGAGGAGUUUGCACAGUUAGAGGCGCAGUUGAUGCCUCAUCGCAAGGAGACUGUGGUUGGCGAGGAAAAGCCUGAACAACCAACAGCAGCAUUGUCGGUUAUGGAAGACGCCGUUGAGCAGAAGAGCACCGCUGCAGCGAUUACCAAGGAGUUUGAGGAGAAGCGAGCUAGGCCUGCGCCGCAACAUACAUCGAGUGUGGAGGUAGAUGAUGUGCAAAACAAACGCAUCCCAGCUUUAGCAUGAAGCAAUCCAAAAGCAAUGAUGUUGGUGGAAUGGUGAGUACUCUGGAGUGUUCCUUUGAAAACAAACCUGACAAAAAGAU